AUGGACGGUCCAGGGAACCAGAACACCCGCUCAGACUGGUAUGACCUAUUAUUCCCCCGUAUAUCGUCGAUUUUUACACGGGACCGUGCACUGCACAACACCAGGCGAAGAAUCUGGACGCGUGCGACGAGCAGCACUGCGAUUCGACAAUACCAACACCGCAUCAUACAGAAGGUGCACAAGCUCAAGUGUCUCAUUCUUGCACAGCAGCACCAGCCCAUUCUCGUGAAUGAGCUCAUGUAUUGGUUCGCGUUUGACUCCAUGGGUGACUUUGCAUUCAGCAUGAAUUUUGGAAUGAUGGAGAACCAGGAAUGGCACCGCUGUAUCCUGCUGUUUCGGUCUGCGCUAGCUCUUCUUGGACCAUUUAGUCCAGCUAUCUGGAUUCCACGUCUCGCGUUCACAAUCGUGCCGGGUUUGUGGUGGGCGAAGUGGUGGUUCCAGAUGCUAGCCUUUUGCGAUCAAUGCAUGGAACAACGGAUGUGUCGGACCAUCCAGGAUAAGGACAUCGCUUCUUUCUUCAUUGAAGAUCAUUUCACCAGCGUCGAUCAGCGCCGAGAGCAAUGGCUGAGUGGUGACACUGCCACACUCGUGGUUGCAGGCAAGGAUGCGGUAGGGUUAUCCAAACUCAGUCACCUGAACGGGGUCAUCAAUGAAACCCUGCGGUUGCUUCCAGCCGUCCCGACGUUUGGUACGCGGGUUACGCCACCAGAAGGCUUGACGAUUGCCGGAACGUUUAUCCCAGGCGGGACCAAAAUCUGUGCCCCCCGCUAUACUAUUGGACGAUUAGAGUCGGCAUACGAACGGCCCAAUGAGUUUAUCCCUGAGCGUUGGUACUGCCAAGAGGAAUUGGUUCGCGACCGACGAGCGUUUGCACCAUUUGGUGUUGGCAAUACCAGCUGCGUGGGAAAGAAUCUGGCGCUGACACAAAUUCGGCUGGUAGUAGCAUCACUGGUGAUGCAGUAUCGGAUAUCCUUUGCCGCGGCCAGUCCUAAUGGCGAACAAGUGGAAAGAGACCUGAAGGAUCAGCUUACUGCCAAUCCAGGACCGUGCUGGUUAGAGUUCAGCCCAAGGAAUUAG
This is a messenger RNA of Aspergillus vadensis CBS 113365, 1077 nucleotides long. RefSeq names its product cytochrome P450. Gene Ontology annotation, molecular function: oxidoreductase activity, acting on paired donors, with incorporation or reduction of molecular oxygen; monooxygenase activity; heme binding. The transcript is spliced from 5 exons. The record is from RefSeq and is a predicted model, not a curated record. Lineage: Eukaryota; Fungi; Ascomycota; Eurotiomycetes; Eurotiales; Aspergillaceae. The coding region runs from base 1 to 1077 and encodes 358 amino acids.